UAACCAACAUGACGGCCACACGAGUUCUGCUGAUUUUGCAACUGCUAGCUUGCUUGAUGACCCUAAUAUCGGGCUCCAACCUGAAGUCCUGCCAUCCAUUCAUUGGCCUGAACAACUGCGUUGCUAGUGGCUACAAGGAGCCCAAGCUUCCGCCCCGGGACAAUGCCUGCUGCGGACCCCAUUGCGUCUACAAGGGUCCAAGUGUUUCAUGUACCGGUCCCUGCAACAACAAAGCCGUGAAUCGUUGCCUCCUGGACACACAUUGUGGCGCAGGCCAGGCCUUCUCCUUCGUAUGCAUGUCAGAUUGCGAGCUGGCUAAGAAAAAUACCAAUCGCCUGGCAGCUGGAUAUGCCCGUCUUAUUUCCUUCCCCAUGGCCAAGAACAAGUGCCUGGCCAUGAACACCAAAUGCGGCAUCAAUUGUUGCUGUCGUGAGAAUUGUCCUAAUCGGUUUUGUAAAUUUUAAUGCCCUCAAUAAAGAUUUUUAAAAGUUAAAUCUCUGCUAUCGGUUCAAAAGAAAGCAUCAAAUUGGCGCUUAAAUUCAAAUAACACCCAUGCAGUGUUGUUAAAUGCGCGAAGUACAGUAAUGUGUG
Drosophila erecta is the source of this 591-nucleotide messenger RNA. RefSeq lists its product as uncharacterized. The coding region runs from base 9 to 464 and encodes 151 amino acids. The transcript has 2 exons. The record is from RefSeq and is a predicted model, not a curated record. Lineage: Eukaryota; Metazoa; Arthropoda; Insecta; Diptera; Drosophilidae.